Messenger RNA from Linum trigynum, 3555 nucleotides. The record is from the annotation of a GenBank genome assembly. Lineage: Eukaryota; Viridiplantae; Streptophyta; Magnoliopsida; Malpighiales; Linaceae.
UACCAGCAAAACUUAUCAUCAUCAUCAUCGUCGUCAAGUAACUUUACAAGCACUAAACAUGACUAGACAAACUUCCCCUUAGAAACUCAAACAAUCAAACACAAACACAUAUUAUCCUGCAGUUCUUAUUCAGAUAGUUGAUUAGAAACUUGUUUUCUUUCUUUUUUGGUAGAAAAGAAACUUACUUUCUAACAUCGAUAGAUGCAUUUCCCGAAACUUCUCGUAGAGGGGAGCAAAAAACUUACUUGGAAGACAAACAUGUGUCUUUUUGAAGCAUUAUUAUUAGGAAGCCAUUUUAGAGGUUGUGAUUGAAUAGGCAUAUACGGAAGUACAUAAAAGCAUGUAUGAAUCGAAUGAGGAGAUUCUAGUUUUCUUCUUAAACUAGAUGUUAAAUGAAUAAAAAAUAAAAAAACUUUGUUGGUUGUUGUAGUUUGUCAAACCACAAUAACUCAGACAAAAUACCACCCUCAUUCACUCUCAAAAUUAUAUAACAAUUGUAUAAAUUUUUCAAUGAAUUCGACCAAAUGGCACAAGUGAAUUUAUUUUCAAUUGGUUUUGUUCACUCCUAAUCCAACCAAUGAAAAGGGAUAAGAAAGCAGUGGAGGCAAUUUUUUUGGAGUUAGGAAAAUUGGCUUUUUAUUUGGUAGUGGCGGUAGAGAGAAACAAAGGAGUUUUUUUUGUUUAUUGCUUCUUUGUAUUUUCCUUCUUUGUUACAUGACACUCGUUCAGGAUUAGCAUAUACAUAACAUAGCUGCAACAAGCAGCUUGAAUUCUCCAAAGACGACUUGAUUUUUUCUCAUCAUUUAAAAGGACAGUUGGAACUUGGAACCGACACAUUCUUGUGGUUCCAAUCCAAUUCUAUACAUAUAUGAAUUCUACUUACUUAUCUUCGUUAAAAUCCUUUGCCAUUCAUUUAUAUGCUCUUUUAAUUAUUUGCUGAUUUUUAGAGAAUUGAGCUUCAUUUUCAACUCCCUCAUCUGUCCCUUGUUCCUAUCUCUUCAAUCCCAACUCCAUUUCCCUGCCGGCAGCCAUGGGAGGAGAACAGAAGCUGACGACAAUGGUGAUCAAGGUCGAUCUGGACUGCUACAAGUGCCGCAACAAGAUCAAGAAAGUCCUCUGCAGGAUCCCUCAGAUUGGGAAUCAAGUGUACGACGAAAAAGCCAACUUGGUGAUAAUCACGGUGCUGUGCUGCAGCCCGGAGAAAGUGAUGGAGAAGAUCGCUUGCAAAGGCGGCGAGUCGGUGAAGGGAAUCGAGAUCGUCAAACCCCCGCCGCCGAAGCCGGAGGAAGAGCCGAAGAAGCCUGACGAGCCGCCGAGGCCGAAGGAGAUCUCAGCGGAUAUGGGAAAACCAAAAGAGCAGCCGAAGGAUCGAGAAACCGCCAAGGCGGUGAUGUCGUCACCAGCUCUUCCGAUGUGCUACUGCCACCGGGAGUUCUACGAAGGGCGCGGCGUCGCGCCGCCGCCGUGCUACAGCGUGCAGGGGCAUCCGUGCUACGAAGGGUACGGACGGCCGGUGUACGACAGUUGGGGCGGCGGGUACAGGGGAGGGUAUUACGUCAGCAGAGGGGAGUGCUUUAGCGACGACAAUCCAUCGGAUUGCAUCCUCAUGUAAAGUCUAAACGAGAGACAAUAUCUUUUCGAUUUUCCCCUUCUUCUAGUCUUACUUUUGGAAUUUUAAGAAAUAUUCGAAUAUUAAAAUUAUGUAAGUGUGUUUUAAUUUUCAUGGAAUGUAAAUAUAUACUCUUGUUUUUAUAUAAUUUUACGUGUUAUUAGAUGAGAUUUGAUAUAACCUAUAAAUAUAUGAACAUUAUUAUGACUUUUUCAUAUAUAUAGGAUCUAAGUUUGGUAAAAAAUCAUUAAUCAUCAACCCACUUACUCAACCGGAUCAAUAGACUAAAUCGAGUUGACAACAUGACGACAAAGAUUGGAUUAGACAAGAAAAAAAAAAAAAAACAAUGACCCAAUUAAGAAGGAAAAGUCAUCCACGUAGCAGUCUUGUGGGUGGCCCAAUAAUUUAUUGUUGUUGGGCUCUAACUCUAAUUUGAGGAAUAUAGUUUUAGUUUCCAUUUUGGGGGAUUUAUAAUGAUGAAUACAGUCCCAUAUAAAUAUUCCAAACUAUCUCAAACAGAUUCCAAUUUGCUUCGGUUGUCAAAUUUAUAAAAAAAAAUAUAACAAAUGUAUUAUAGAUUCCCUUAAUUUGAUCAUUGAGAUUUACAAAGAUGUGAAAAGGAAAUAUCUGGUAAUACAUGAACAUGAGGUGGCUUCCACCUCAUCUUAGCUAGACCUUACAUCAAAUAAGCUUAAAACUUAAAAGUAAACAAUUAAAGACUAAUAACCCAAGACGGGUUGGUUGCUUAUCUUAAAAAUAGUCUAUUGAGACUUCAUGAGAGUCCAAGGUCUUUUUUUAAAAAAUAAAGUCUAUUCAUUAAAGAAGUUCUAUAUAAUGCAGUGUACUAUAUAAAAUAAAAGGUUUUUUUCUUAUAAAUAAAGUCUAUUCAUUACCGUAACAGACAAGAGAUUGCAACAUUUUUAUAUCUUUCUACGUCAAUACAACUUGUUUGGUUGGAAAAUGAUGGAUGGGUAACGAAUUGAUAUCAUCGUUAUCUACGCCUGAUAUAAUAGUGAAAUGGGAAAAGUAAUUCCUUCAUUUUAACAUAUCUACAUCUAGAACGAAGUAGGAAGUGUACAUUUGUCUUCACAGUCAUUUAUUAUUUUAUUAUGUAUAGAAAAAAAAACCCCUUAACUAAUAAUGAGAUUUGAAACGUGAUCUCUUCGAACAAAGACAAAAAAACAUAACCAGUUACACUAAAUAAAAUUUGAUUAAUUUUCUUAAAUUAAAAUCAUACAGAAAGCUAAAAUAAAAUAAAAAAUCGUAGGACUAACUCUCUUGUACAUAUUUUUUCUUUUUUGGUAUUUGAUUAUUCUAUUUCGAGUUUGAUAAAUCAUUUACUUUAUGUUUAUCUUAUAAAAGGAAAAUAAUUUUAAAAUUGCAACCCAAAUGUCGUUGGUUCAAAUAUUGCAUAUCGAAUUGCGGUAUUGAAUGUGCAGGAGCGAUGUACAAUUCUUAACAUAGACUAAAUUUUUACAACUACCAUAAAGAAAUAAUAUUUUUUGAACAAAGAAGUUUUGAGUGAAUAUGAGCACAUGUGUCUUUGAGAGAGGAAAAAAUGGGAAGGUUGAGUGAUGUUGGUGUGCUGAAUGCAUAUGGAAAAUGCGGUACUAAUGUAAACGAGCCCAAAUAGUGUCCCGUCCCACUAAACGCUCAAUAAUCGUGGUCUCUCCAAACCUUACCAUCAGAAUCAAAACACGGAUAACCUCCUCCUCACCAUCCCUAAAUUCCUCAUGCCGAAGAAAUCUGUACAACUCAUCCUCAAUCCAGAGGUAUCAGUGCUUCGAUAGGCUCCCCACCAGGCUAACUUGCGUCGGCGGACAUGCACCAAUCGCACAAGUUGUUAAUAUUUAUCUCGCGUUACGUGCAGUGCUAAGCCAUUACGUACGGAAGCCUUACGUAAUGCUUACGAUUUAACUAUUACAUAAGAAACAACUAUCGUUCCG